AUGGCGGUCUUCAACAUCUGCUGCGGGGAGAUGGCUCCGCCAUCGCCGGCAAUGUCAACUCAGCGACCUGCAAGGCCGGCAGAAAGUUUCUGGAGUCCGAAGUGGUGCCUGUGCUCGGAGCCUGUUGAGAUAGCCCAUCAGGAUAUCUCCAGGAGCGAGGUCGCAUGCCAGGACCCUUCAGCCGGCAGGACUACACCCCGCAGGACCCUGCACACCGGGGAUUUUGGCACGGAGCUGUCAUACCACACGGCCAACACAGCCAAAAGCAAGCCCAAGGUGAACACAUGCCAGUCCAGAAGGAGCUCUGAGUCACUGAAUGUCCUCGCAAUUUUUGAGCAUGCGGGAGAGUGGUGGCUGCCGCAUGAAAGUGCUUCGGUGGAGGACUGCGAUUUGCUCCAGGAGUCCUGGCUGGGAAGGCUUCCAAGAAAAAGCUACCGGAACACGAGCACUACAGCCUUGCUUCAACACGGGAUGAGCGGCUGGGUGCGACGCAGGGUCUCUGGGAGCCGGCAUCGUUUCGUGGAGAAUGGCUUCGACUUGGACCUGGCCUACGUGACGUCUCGCCUGAUUGCCAUGGGCUUCCCGGGUCGGGGCUCGGGAGCGUGCUUUCGGAAUCCACACAGCGAGGUGAAGCGCUUCCUGGAAGGAGCCCACCAAAACCACUUUCGCAUCUACAACCUCUGCGCUGAGAGACACUUUCGGGACAACGGCUUCCCGAAGGAGACGGUAGCAUUCCCCUCGGCAGACCACUGUCCACCGGACUUCUCCGACAUGUUGGACUUCUGCCAAGAUGUUGAGACCUGGCUGCAGGCCGACGAGCAGAAUGUGGCGGUCAUUCACUGCAAGGCUGGCAAAGGGCGUAGUGGCACCAUGAUUUGCGCACUGUUGCUCUACUCGGGAGCUGUGACGGCAGCCCGGGAUGCCUUGCGUUGGUUUGGUCGCAUUCGUGGAGGCACACGGGUGGGUGUAACAAUACCGUCACAGAUUCGAUGGAUCGCUAUGUUCGACAUCUGGCUGCAGGGCUCUGUGCAGCUCACGAGCACACCGGUCAAUACGACGACGGCCCUGAAGUAUCGGCUGAAAUCCUUGCGUGUCGGACCACUGCGAUCUAACAUGCUGAAGGACUCCUGCUUCCUCCAAAUCGGCCUCGGUAGCCGACAAGCUUUCGAGGGUUUCAAAUGGGUGCAGUGGCACCCAACCAUGCCGGCAGAACCAUCCCAAAAUGGAGUUUGCGAGUAUUUGGUGGAAAGCCCUUGGUGGACUGAAGUGGACGGCCUUGUGUGCGUCCGGCUCAAGACAUCGAAGUCCUGUUUAGCGGCCCUGGCCCGGCCUCGGACGCACAGCGUACGCGCCUGGUGGCACCACUCCUUCCUACAGCGGAAGCUCAGGGAGAGCGAAGAGGUGCUUGUGCUAGACCUGCCCAAGACGUGCAUUGAUGGCUUGCAGCGAGAUGCUGCAGAUCACGUCCUUGUGCCGGCUGAGUUUAGGCUGACCUUGACCUUUGAAACGGAGGAUUGA
Messenger RNA from Symbiodinium natans, 1518 nucleotides. Lineage: Eukaryota; Dinophyceae; Suessiales; Symbiodiniaceae. The record is from the annotation of a GenBank genome assembly.